Fusarium proliferatum ET1 is the source of this 1122-nucleotide messenger RNA. RefSeq lists its product as uncharacterized. The record is from RefSeq and is a predicted model, not a curated record. The transcript has 2 exons. The coding region runs from base 1 to 1122 and encodes 373 amino acids. NCBI's taxonomy places the organism in Eukaryota, Fungi, Ascomycota, Sordariomycetes, Hypocreales, Nectriaceae.
AUGGCUCUCUCAUUUACAGCAUCUUUCUUCAUCGGCUGGGCUGCUGGGGCCUGCACGAUUUCCCUCUUCAUCGCAAUCAUCUUCCUGGCUUUUAGAAGGACUGCACGUGGAGCUUCUUUCUUCGCCUUUUUGAGAAUCGGUCCCAAGUGCGAUGGUUCUGAAGUCUCUACCAAGCAAACUGCUUCAGCCACGAAUGCUCCCACUCCUCAGCACGACCCAGUGCCCCUGUUUGUCCCAAACCCUAUCGCAUGGCAGCACAGAGAGCUGCACGAGCGUCUCCAUACUAUCGUGGGACCCAAAGGAAUACAUGAGAAUCUCAGUUUCGAGGUUUUCAUCAAGUUUCUUGCUCUGAAGCUUGUCUACGGCGGCCAAAAUCCUGCCAUCGAGCCUACCAUUAUGCCCGCCAUCGAGAGGUCCAUGUUCGAUGAUCAAGAACUCACCCGUCUUGCGGGCAAUCCCCCGGAAGGUCAGACUUGGUCUGAGUUGAUAUGUGACCGAGAUACCCGAUACUACGCCAUCUGGACAUUCCUCAUCCGCCUCAUCUACAAACGAAUGCAUCCCACUUACAACAAAGUUCCGUGUGGUGAUUAUAGCCUCUCAGACUCAGGGCAGCCCACCCGCGACAUUCAAGAAUGCCUGUUGCCUCCUGAGGUCUCAAGCUGUUUUCAGCUCAUCCCUAAUCGCUACGUAGCCCUGACCGAGGACUUCGUUUCGGUCUGGAGAGAGGCUACCCUCCUGUUGCUCAGGCCUCUUUACAAAUUGAUAUAUAUACCCGCGACAGAAUUCCCCGAUGACGGGAGUGACCCACGGCAGAAGAGGAUCGAUUCCAUGGCCUCCGAAAUCGUCGAUGCGCUGAAAAUGGAGCUCCUUGAUGCUGGCGGCCGUCCAGGCGAUGUGAUCAAAGAAAGGCUGAGCACCCAACUUGGCCGCGCAGCAAACUCGGCGCUCAUUUUCUUUGGGCAACCCUCAGAAUGGGAGGCUGACUGGGUCUCAGACCAAGGCCGCCUUGUUACCCCAAGGAUCCGAUUCAUGUGGAAUGGCCAGGUCAAAUGGACCAGGCCGGGUGCGCUGUACCCUGGCACCCCAUGGGCUCCCAUAGAGGUAGAAAAGAUUAAAGAGUAG